CAGUCCUUGGGACUCAUUCAGCAGCUGAGAACUGGGGUGGGAUGUUAGAGACCCCUUAGCCUCAGCCCUUGGUGAUGGCAGCCUGAGUGAGACCCUGAGAUUUCUCUUGAUUUCUGGGGUUCCUGAAGCUCCACCAGAAAUGCAGUCUGGUGAGAAGCUUGAGCUGGGGAAAACAAGGGCAUCAGCUCCUUCCCCAAAGUGUGGGAAUGGCUGUCAACAGGCUGAGAGGAAUUAAGACUCUGAAUCCCUGUUCCCCAUGCAGGGAAACCUAACCAUGGCCCACAGGAGAGGACAAUUGCUGGCAUCCUUGCACCUCCCUGCACCCCAAGUCAUCACACUUUUGUUUUUUCCAGUUUCUUAUAUGUUAUAGCUGCUAUCCUAAUCUUACUUCCAGAUAUUAAUUUGGGAAACAUUUAUUGAGCACCUACUCUGUGUCAUGCACUGGGGAUUAAAUGUUAAGACAAUUAAAGUGCCUCAAUCUUUGGUAGAAGCUCACAGCCUGGCAUUGAAGGAGCCCCUUAUUUUUGGCUGAGGAAAUCUAGGCCCUAAGACAUAAGGUGUGUUGGAAGUCUUCUGUUUGUGGCAGAACUUGGGACUCAAAUCCAGACAGUUCUAAGCUAUUUCUACCUCUCUUCCCAGGGAUCUUGGCCCCACUGUUGAGAUGGAUUUCCUCCCCCCUGCUUGAUAGGCACUGAACCCACUGGAGUUUGAGUGCGAGGGGUGGGGUGGGACUGUCAGGGCAGAAAAGGGGUGAGGUCUGGGGUAGCCCCAGACUAAGUGCAGGACUUGGGAAGGAAAAAACAAAGACUGCUUGACAAUCUGCUGAUUUCCCUCAGCCCGCUGGCUUGCAGAACCCCGUCUCUAGAGAAGGCCUUGGCAUCGCUAGGCCACCCUAAGCUCGCAUGGGGACACCAGCGCAGCCCUAGGGCCAAGGGCGACCCCUCGGAUCGCAGUGGAGAGGGUACUUCGUUGUGGAACAGAUUUUCCCCAUACGCUGCGCACUUCCGGAGUCAUCAUUUUCAGCCUUGCGACCACCUUCCAGACUGAGCCUGCUGUCCACCUCACCCCUCAGGUCCCAUGGGGCCUGGCCGGGCCAGGCGGCUCCUCUGCUGCGGCGCGCGGGGGAGAGAGGCGCAGAGCGUGUCUCCUUUCUCCGCGCGGUCAAGGUUGCACUCCCUUCCCGGGCUCAGACUAACCGUGGGAAAGGCGCUACCUUGGCCUCUCGAGCCUAUCUUCUAAGGCCUGUACACGGAGCCUUUGAACACGCUGCCCCUUCCUGCCGGCAACUGUCCCUCCCCCGCCGCGUGCUCUCCGCGCCAGACCCAGCCUGAGGCCCCAGACCGCGCGCUCAAAUCUGUCCCGUGGCCCUCCUCCCUGAGGGCGUUUUUACAGCUGCCCACCCUACCAGGGGCGGGUGCAUGGGGAAACCGGAGGGAAGGGUUUGGAGACUAGUCCCAGCCCACCCGGGUCUGCGGGAGGGGGCCUUGGGAGCCUCGCCCGGCGCGGAGGCAACGCGGCCGGCGCGGGACCUGCAGCCCGCGACCCCGAUCCUCGCCUCGCACACGAUUGCGGAGCCUGCCUCUGAGGACCGUGCAGUACCCAGGCCGCUGCCUACUCAUCGGCUCAGGAAUGGAGAAGGGAUACAGCACAGUCACCUUCGACGGGACGCCCAGCUACGGUCACACGCCCUCGCACCACGCGGCACAGUUCCCCAACCACUCCUUCAAGCACGAGGACCCCAUGGGCCAGCAGGGCUCGCUGGGUGAGCAGCAGUACUCCGUGCCGCCCCCAGUCUACGGCUGCCACACUCCCACCGACAGCUGUACAGGCAGUCAGGCUCUGCUGCUAAGGACGCCCUACAGCAGUGACAAUUUAUACCAAAUGACCUCCCAGCUUGAAUGCAUGACCUGGAAUCAGAUGAACUUAGGAGCCACAUUAAAAGGAGUUGCUGCUGGAAGCUCCAGCUCAAUGAAAUGGACAGAAGGGCAGAGCAACCACGGCGCGGGGUACGAGAGCGAUAGCCACGCCACGCCCAUCCUCUGUGGUGCCCAGUACAGAAUACACACCCACGGUGUCUUCAGGGGCAUUCAGGACGUGCGACGUGUGCCUGGAGUAGCCCCGACUCUUGUGCGGUCGGCAUCUGAGACCAGUGAGAAACGCCCCUUCAUGUGUGCUUACCCGGGCUGCAAUAAGAGAUAUUUUAAGCUGUCUCACUUACAGAUGCAUAGCCGGAAGCACACUGGUGAGAAACCAUACCAGUGUGACUUCAAGGACUGUGAGCGAAGGUUUUCUCGUUCAGACCAGCUCAAAAGACACCAAAGGAGACACACAGGUGUGAAACCAUUCCAGUGUAAAACUUGUCAGCGAAAGUUCUCCCGGUCCGACCACCUGAAGACCCACACCAGGACUCAUACAGGUGAAAAGCCCUUCAGCUGUCGGUGGCCCAGUUGUCAGAAAAAGUUUGCCCGGUCAGACGAAUUAGUCCGUCAUCACAACAUGCACCAGAGAAACAUGAGCAAACUCCAGCUGGCGCUCUGAGGGCUCCACCCCGGGCACCGCUCCGUGUCCAGGCAGGACGGUGUGUGAACGACUUUGCAAGCUGACUUUAACAUUCCUCCUGGCUCGCCUCUCAAAGAAGGAAACGGCGGCCGACCUUCAUCCAGCGUCCGAGACAAGAUGCCUGAACCACUGGAUCCUACCAGGUUUGCCUGGAGGAGUUGGUCCCUCUGCUUGGCCACCUCUGAGCCCUGGAGAAGUGGCUCUCAGUGUCCAGUUAGUUAAAAGCCCGUCGCCAUGUGGUCUGGAUCCUCCACUGUAAGAAGAGCCGUGGUUGAUACUGUUCCUCCCCCAUCCCCCCGCCCCCACCCCGUCUCCCUUUACGCUCAUUUUCACAAGGAAUGGAGUCAUUGUACCAUUUUCCAUCAUAGAAUAUUUAUAGGCCAGGGCAUGUGGAUGUGUCUGCUAAUGUAAACUUUGUCAUGGUUUCCAUUUACUAACAGCAACAGCAAGAAAUAAAUCAGAGGGCAAGGCACUGGGGGUGAGUCCCGUCCGACAUUCCGGAGGUUAGGCAGGCUGCUAACCUGAAGGCAGGAUGUAGCGCCACCAGGCAGCUUUGAAAACGCCAGCAUUUCAAGCAGCUGAAAAAAAGAAUCAGCACUAACCAGUACCUCUGCACAGAUCUCUAAAGGAAUCUUCCCAUUCAGUGUAACUCAGUGUUAACAGGAGCACAGUGCUCUUAAGAAACUGUGCUUGAAGAUCUGAGAUUUUGUUUGGGGGUUUCUUCUUGACUUUUCGGAGUUGUAAUCAUAGGCAUCUUCAGAGAUGCACAUAUCUCCUCACACAAAGGAAGUGGAAUCCAUUUUCAUCAUCUGGGGGGUGUCCUUAGAAUGUACAGACCACGCUGGUUAUGGGGCUUCGAGUUGUUAAAAAUUAAGGUGACUCUAAAAGGAAAUAAGGGCUGGUCCAGGAUCUCCCACUGAUAAGACUGUUCCUAAUAACUUAAGUAACUUUGGGUCUACAAGUAUAUGUGGAAAAAAAAAAAAUGAGACUUGCUAGUGUGAGGAAAUCCAUUGUUUAAAGGUGGUUGGGUAUAUGUGUGGUUUUUUGGGUUUUUCUGUUUGUUUUUUAAGGGAGGGAGUUUAUUAUUUACUGUUGCUUGAAAUGAUUGUGUAAAUAUAUCUAUCUGAUAAUGAUUUGCUCCUUGACAACUAAAAUUAGGAAAUGUAUAAAUGUUAGAUGCAUCACUGUUUUGGUGUUGAUCUUCCAACAUAUUGAUGAUAACACUAAAAAUGUAACCUGCAUUUUUCACUUCGCUCUCAAUUAAAGUCUAUUCAAAAGGAAA
Messenger RNA from Sus scrofa (pig), 3841 nucleotides. The record is from RefSeq and is a predicted model, not a curated record. NCBI's taxonomy places the organism in Eukaryota, Metazoa, Chordata, Mammalia, Artiodactyla, Suidae.